AUGGACAGUGAUGAGGGAAUGAACAAACUUGUUGCACCACUACCAAAGGAGGUGUUUUGGAAUGCUCACGAGAUCUGCCACGUGGAAGGGUUCUGGUUCUUUGCUCAUCUCAUGGAAUCCAUAGCGGCCUUCAGGUCGGACUUCGAGCCGAGGAGCGACGACAUUCUCUUGACAUCCUUCCCCAAAACGGGGACGACGUGGCUCAUGGCUCUCUGUCACAACAUCCUUCACCGCCACGACGACAGAGAAGAAGAAGAAGACGACGUUCUGACGACGGUGAACCUGCACGAGGUCGUUCCGACGCUCGACGUGUUUUUUCUCCACGACCAAGUCCAAGAUCUUGUGCUCAAUUCGAACCGCUCAACCGGCGGCCGAUUGCUCCAUACUCACUUGCCUUAUACUUGCUUGCCGGAGGCCGUGAGGAACUCUGGAUGCAAGAUUGUCCACGUGACUCGGAACCCUAAAGACACUAUGGUGUCGAUGUGGCAUUUCUACAACAAAAUCUUCGACGUGUUCCCGAUGGAGGGGGCAGUGGAGAGCUUCUGCAACGGGGUUCUUCCCUGGGGGCCUUUUCACGAACACGUGAUAGGAUAUUGGGAGGAGAGCAAGAGGCGGCCGGACGAGGUGUUGUUUCUCACGUACGAGGAUCUGUGCAGAGACCCCAAAAAGGAAGUGAGGAAGCUGGCUUCAUUUCUAGGGAAGCCGUUUUCCCCUGCAGGUAACGGAUGUGAAGAUGAGGAGGUGGAGAAGGUGUUGUGGCUUAGUAGCCUGGGAAGGCUCAAGGAGUUGGAGGUGAAUAAGAAUGUUGUUUCGGAACUAACCCAGAUACCCAAUAGCUCCUUUUUCAGGAAAGGAACCGUGGGGGAUUGGAAGAACUACUUGACUCCCCAAAUGGCCGAACGCAUUGAUCAACUCACGCAACUCAAGUUGCAGGGAAUCGAGCUUUCCCUCGAUGAUUUCUAA
Messenger RNA from Linum tenue, 963 nucleotides. The record is from the annotation of a GenBank genome assembly. Lineage: Eukaryota; Viridiplantae; Streptophyta; Magnoliopsida; Malpighiales; Linaceae.